This is a messenger RNA of Oncorhynchus keta (chum salmon), 5387 nucleotides long. Its product is annotated as protein SOGA1-like. Lineage: Eukaryota; Metazoa; Chordata; Actinopteri; Salmoniformes; Salmonidae. The transcript has 10 exons. Gene Ontology annotation, biological process: regulation of autophagy. The coding region runs from base 1650 to 4892 and encodes 1080 amino acids. The record is from RefSeq and is a predicted model, not a curated record.
UGCUGCAUCUGCAAUAUAUAAAACCACCUUAUAAAACAAACCCAUGUGCUCCAUUUUGUGUGUUUAUCAAUGAGUCUUGAAUGUUGUUAUGGAAUCGUGUGUAAGUAUCUGUGUUCCAAUGUGAGUUAAUACCCAGGUCUCCAUUCUCCAUGGCUCUGACGUCAGGUCUUAGAUGACAUUCUUACGCUGCCUAUAGCCUCACCAUGCCAGGCUCCAGUUCAUUCAGAGUCAUGGUGAAAUGAUACAUCUAUACCACAGAGAGCGUUAGCAAGGAUCAGAUAUAAAGGAUAUAAAUCAUAUCCCUAAUGUGUGUGUGUGUAUGUUUCCUCUUCUGAAUGUGCAGGUCAUGGAGUUAUUCUCCAUAGUUAGACACUUCCUGGUAUCACAGAGACGGUCUCUCGAACCUCAGGCAUAUCCUCAGUCUCCUUUUCUCCAGCACUUGCUCCUACAUACAAUACUAUACACAUUAGCCUACUACAAUCUACAGACAGUUGCAUUCACACAAACUUUAAAGCAACAUAUAUAACCAUAAUAACUAGGACUGCUGUAGCACACUAAGUCAACAGUACUUACAAAUACAGUUAUACCUUACCUUCCCCUAAAACCACUGCAUGUUUAUGUAAAGGGAAGAAACACUGUUUAAGAAAAAUGUUUUGCCAUUGUUUAAAAACAGUUGGACAAAUCACAGGUCUGUGUGCUCGCUUGUUUAUUUUUCUUAGUAUCCCCCUUCUCUGACUUAUUGUUGACUUCAUACACUUUAGGCUCCACACUGUACAUACACUCUGUCCACUUCCCAUACAGCACACGGCGCCAUACAGUUACCGAUGUCUGAUAUUAUAAAACCCCCAAAAACGUAUUAUUCAGUGAAAUUAUUCAGUUUACACUGUGCUGUGGUUUUUGGUUCGUUAACUUCACAAUUUAUUUUUCUAAGCUGCGCUCGCAUUCUACACGUGGUGUAUUUCUAUAUAUUUUUUCCUAUGGAGGGGGUAGGCAUGCAUCGACACGGCCUUCCAGGAUACAAUCAAAGGCACUAGACUAGAUCUAAAUAAGAGGACUCUUAGUCCUGACACAAUAGAAGUCUCUGGGCAAAAACGGGCAAGGUUUUUGUCAAUUAUGUCCUCCAUUUUUGUUACUAUCACCCUCAGCAGAUGAGAUGGCUCCACCAGUCUCGUGUUCUCAGUGUGGCACUUCCUGUUGAUAAAGGAUGUUGCAUCAGAAGAUCCUUCAGCAUAGUUAUGCUCAGAACCCAUGUGGACCAGCAGCCUCUCACAUGCCUUGCAGUCAUGGAGGAUUUGCUCUUUCUGCACCUCAUGUGCACGCCAUCCGCUUAUAUAGCUCAGGAUCUCAUCCAUCAAACAAUCACCAUCUGCAUCCCCCUUGUGUUGAUCUGUGUAUUGUGGAAAUCAUAUUUGUGAGUAAUACAAACACCUAUUUUUAAUGUUGUUUGUGUUUUAUUGUUUACCAUUGUAAUUGCUGUAAGGUCACUGAAGCAGUGGGAAGAUUCUCUGAGUUGGCCUGCUUCGUCGGGACGAGAGCCGGAAGCACGUGGGGUGAAUGCAGGAGAUGAAGGCAGAAGAGGAAGGCCCAAGAAAACAUGGCAGGGAACAUUGGAGAAUGAGCACCUACAACAACUAGCACAAUGAGAUGAGAUGGAGGAGAUGCGCUGUGAGAUGCUGGAGAUGCGGGAUCUGUUCCUGGAGGAUGAGGUGUGUCAGCUUCAGGAGCUGCGGCUGCAGCUGGAGCAGGCCAACAAGUUGUGUCGCAUCCUGCAGUACCGCCUCCACAAGGCCGAGCGCCGUAGCCUCAGGGUGGCCCAGACUGGCCAGGUGGAAGGGGAACUGGUCCGCUCCCUGGAGCAUGACGUCAAGGUAGCAAAGAGUGUAUCCCUCCGCCUGCACAAUGAGUUGGAGUCCGUGCAACAGAAGAACUCCCGGCUGGAGUGGGAGAACGAUGCGCUUCGGGAGAGGCAACAGGAGCUGGAGGUGGCAAAGCAAGUUCAACAGGGCGAGAUGGAGAAAGCCAGAGAAAGUUCUCUGAAGAGGAAAAAUGUCAGAUCACCAAACAGCAAGACUGAGAAGACGCUGUCUCCCCAGGAUGACAGUGCUGAUCUGAAGUGCCAGCUUCACUUUGCCAAGGAGGAAUCAGCUCUCAUGUGCAAGAAGCUGAGCAAGAUGGUGUCGGAAAGUGAGUGCAUGCGUGAGGUUCUGUCAAAGUACCGCUCGGCCUAUGGAGACGUAGAUGCUGCUGCCCACUCCUCUGAGGGUGGUACUGCCAAGUCCCCCCACACCAGGGAGGCAGAGGUCAAGGUUCACCUGCGGCUGGUGGAGGAGGAAGCGACGCUGCUGAGCCGCCGUAUUGUAGAGCUGGAGGUGGAGAACCAUGGCCUCCGGGCAGAGAUGAGCGACAUGAGGGAGAGCGUAUUAGGAGGAGGAGGAGAAGAGGAAGAGGAGCAGCCACAGAAGGCAGCCAGGGACAAUGGGGAUCUACCACCGCUUUAUGUGAGGGAUGUAGAGGAUUGUGAACAGAGCUUGAGGAGGGAGUGUAUGCAGUUUGAGCAGGAGAAGAGGGAAGAGCAGAGAAGGAGUGUGAUUGAGUGUUUUCAGGAGGAGGUGAUGGAAAUACAGCGUAGAGACCAACCUCAGACGGAGAGGUUGAGUCCCCUCAGUCAGAUCCCUCGAAAGGGGUCUGUAGGUGGGGAAUGGGAGCCCCUGGACAACCAGCAGAGUUAUACACGCAGAGGCAGUGUUGCCCAUACCUUGAAUGUGAAAGACCAUGAGGCCCUCCUUGUCUUGCGAGAUCAUGCCUGCCUUGUAACCUCAGCUAUCCAGCUUUUUGUCUCACCGGCCAAGAAUGGCCACAGCUCCCCUCCCUUAUCUCCCCACAUCUCUCGGGCAAAGUCUUACCCUCAGGGUAAAGCCCAGCCUCUGGCUCUGGACCCACUCAUGCAAGGACACCUUCAUGAGACUCUGGAGCUCCUGCAGGCAAUGCUGUUAGCCUUAAUGGGGAGGGUGGAGUUAUUGGUGACACAAGGAGGAGAGUUGAGGGUUGAAGGAAAUUGGGAUCCCACCGCAAUCCCAUCCCUGGCUGAUCAGGACACACAAAACAACACAGAGGUCUCAGCCAAGAAGGAAACAGGUGAAGGCCUGCACACAGUAGUGGUGAAGGAGAGCAUAAGACGAGCAACACGGUCAGAUCACCUCGACAGCUGCAGGGACCCCAUGAUGAAGCUCACUUUGAAGGUCCUCUGGGUCCUCCACCAGCGCGGUGUGGGGAAGAGAUCUGGCCUGGAGGGCAAAGAGAGCAGAGAUCUUACGACUAUGUCUAUACUACACGGGUUGCUGCAGUACUUGGGCACAGAGCUGCAGGACUCAGAGGACAGCAUGGCAGGACAGGAUGCGAAGGCCACAUGGGCAUCAGACUGGAAAGGCUUAGUCUCCAAGAUGGAGUGCAGCACUGGUAAGACUGAGGCACAGGAGUAUCCAGACCAGCCAGGCCAUCCUAGAGGAAUACAGAGUGAGAUAACUGAGACAAGAAAUAAGACCAAACCAGACCGCUCUAUAUUAGGUUCCAAGAAGAAGAACUGGUGUUACCUCAGCCAAGAGGCUGCCCAGCUAGACAGAGAAGACCCCUUUAAGACCUGGGACCACCCCAUCAUGCCCCCUAGCUUCCCUAAUCUAAACUUGGACCAGUUGACCCUGGACAGUAGCUGCACUGCCCCAGAGAAGACUGUCCUCCGCAUCUACUACAGUCCCCUGUCUGCACGGAGAGUCCAUCUAGCUCAUCUGAGGCACAUUACCAACACUGAUAGAAAUUCUACUACCAGUGUAAUCUCUGCCAGGCUUAGUACGUCCCAAAACUCUCUUACUCCCUUAUGUCUGAGGGUCUCCGCUAACUUGAGCGACGACAUGAAAGAGAUGACAGCUAGCUUACAGGCAGUUCACUCCAGUUCGCCGGAGAGGAGGAAGGGGAGGGUGAUUGUGAGUGGGGGAUGGACAGUGGACGUGGCCACCACAGGGACUCAGACCCAGAUGCACCCACAGAUGGUGAGUGUGGGUCUACAGACGGAUGGGCCCUACAGUGUAAGUGCAGUGAGAGGCAACCCUUUACGCCUCUCUACCCGCACUCAACAGAUCUCGACUUCCCUUGAGAGGCUCCCAGGGAGGACCGAGAGGUCCAAGUCAGGCUCCACCUCCCCAAAAAUGUACUGCAGAUACUCUGCCUCUGCUUCAUCUUCAUCGUCCAUCUCCCCUUCCUCCACAACUGGUUUCACCACCACCUCCAUCUCCUCCACCUCCUCCUCUGCCACUCCUGGCAGAGAGAGUGUUUUGUGGAGCCUUUCCCAUCGGGGUCCUGCUGGGCCAACCUGGGCCCGCCCCAUCAAUCCCAGAGCUGGUCCAAGGCUUAUUCACCAUAGCACAAUAAACAGUGAAUUGAGCAGUGGAGGGAACAACACUAAACCCACCAGAAAACCUGGUGGUGCCAACCGGUACGGCCUAGUCACAGAGUUCUUGCGCAAAAUGAGUGGUCGAGCAGACAAGCCAGCACAAGCAACAGCACCGGACGGGGGGCAGAAGGGGAAAUGCAGUCCAAAUCAUAAAACCCUGGAGGUUGUGCCCACUCGUCGCCCUGCUGCACCAGUACACAGGAACGGCAGUGUCUCCAGGAUUGGGAACCAGAGGUUCAUGAAGCAGAGAGAGGAAGCGUGCCGCAGCCAGAAGGAGGAUAACUGCCCCAGUCAGGCCCACAGUCAGAACCAGGCUCUCAGAAGAGACCUGAACCUGGAGAGUAAAUUGACACUGGAAGAUGGGAACUAUGACUGUAGCAGUUCCAAGUCCUUGUCCUUCUGCUUUGCCCGAUCAUCUCGCCUUGGCCCUGACCAAGCUACAGCAUAAUAGAUAUUCCUCCGCUGUAAACGGCUGUGGGUCAGGAGAGCCCAACUCCAACUGUGAGUAAGGGGGUGGAGCAGUAUCACCUUGACACCACUGGACAGCUGAUAAAGAUUACAAGGGACAUGGAGAAUCCAAGGCCUGUGUUCUGGAAUUCUGCUUUCAGUAAUCAGGAUGAAUGGAUAGAGGGAAGUACUUUAGAACCCAUUAUGAUAGGGGGUAUAGUUAUUUGAGAUACAUACAUGUCUAUUAUCUGCCUGUAGGAGUUAUGUAAGAAAUUCUGUGCUAGAAAAACUAUUUUUUUCUUCUUUCAGUUCAGCCCAUGGCACUUCACCUUUUUACAAUAUGCAACAACCUUUUUGGACACACCAAGGCAUUUACAAUUGUCAGUACUCAUUGAUUUUGUAUUAUCUUAUAGAACUAAAUAAUAUUUUCUACAUCUGUAAGAAUAUUGUCGGAAUGAAUAAACUACUAUACUAUGCAAUUCUGUACUGUAAUUAA